Messenger RNA from Linum tenue, 504 nucleotides. NCBI's taxonomy places the organism in Eukaryota, Viridiplantae, Streptophyta, Magnoliopsida, Malpighiales, Linaceae. The record is from the annotation of a GenBank genome assembly.
AUGCAGGAUGGCGGCUCCUCCUUGGUGUUUCCGGACCCAAAUCUUCGCGGCGCGUACAGAGUGCCCGCCAGAGCUCUCAACAUAGUCUGGGGGAAGGACCCACGUUACUGGCAAUGGAUCCCGCUCUUAGACCACCACGACAAGAGGGAAAGUGGGUUCGAGGACGAAGCAGCAAUGCUGGUUCAGGUGAACUGGAUCCAGGUGACGGGGAGGCUGCCGACGAGCUUGUUCGCCAGGAAGAAGUACGAGGUGGUGUGGGUGGUGAAGUUCAGGGUGGACGCAUUCGAGUGGCCGGUGAAGUUCAAGGUCAGGGAGGAGAAGGUGAGGAGCGUGGUGGUGGAGCCUUACCGGCAGAAGCAUGGGGUGUGGCAUGAAAUCUCCGGCGGGGAGUUCACGGUGCAGGCGGCUGGUGGGGUGGUGGAGUUUGGGAUGUAUGAGAUUGAAACCGAGUGGUGGAAGGGUUGCAUGGUUCUUGCCGGCGUCAAGAUUCGGCCUAAACCUUAA